Scomber scombrus (Atlantic mackerel) is the source of this 4358-nucleotide messenger RNA. Its product is annotated as NACHT, LRR and PYD domains-containing protein 3-like. NCBI's taxonomy places the organism in Eukaryota, Metazoa, Chordata, Actinopteri, Scombriformes, Scombridae. Gene Ontology annotation, molecular function: protein binding. Bases 18 to 3539 code for a protein of 1173 amino acids. The record is from RefSeq and is a predicted model, not a curated record. The transcript is spliced from 9 exons.
UUCACUGGGAAGUGACAAUGGCCUCACUUAAGGAGAGGCUCUGGUUAACUCUGGAGGAUUUGAGGGAGGAGGAAUUUAAGCAGUUGAAAUGGAUCCUCCAGCAAGCAGACAUCAUGCACACAAUCAUCCCACAUCUUGAAGUCUACCCAGCCAUCCCUGCCACCAGGCUGGAGAAGACUGACAGGCAGGACACAGUUGUUCAGAUGGUGCAGUUCUAUGGCCUUAACGGAGCUCUGGAAGUGACAAGGAAGCUUUUCAUAAAGAUCAACAGAAAUGAUCUAGUGCAGCAAUUACCAGACAUCACCUCAGCACCAAGAGUAGUUGAUGUGGCAGCCACCCUUCCUCACCUUGUUUCUGCAGACAGUCAGACUGAAGAUUUGAUGGUGCCAGUACCAAAGCCUCCACGGCCAAUCACGUCAUACCAACAAAUACUCCAAUCUAAUCUUCAGAACCGGUUUAUAUGUGUGCAAGAUGGACCGUCAGAUAUGGAGGAUAAAAAACUUCUGGAAGAUAUUUAUACACCGCUUUACAUCACAGAUGGAAGCAACAUGACAAUUAACUGGCAACAUGAGGUCAGGCAGAUUGAGAUGGCAUCAAGAAAUCCAGUGGGAACAGAAACAUCAAUCAAACCCAGUGAUAUCUUCAAACACCCUUCUGGCAAAUACAGACCCAUAAGAACAGUGCUAACCAAUGGGAUCGCAGGAAUUGGCAAAACAUUCCUUGUGCACAAGUUCAUCUUUGAUUGGGCUGAGAGACAAAACAAUCAAGAUGUACAUCUCAUUUUCCCACUCGCUUUCCGCCAAAUGAAUUUACUGAACGGAAGAAAGUUUUGUCUCGCCAAGCUAAUUCACAAAUGCAUCAGUGAAACCAAAGACAUCAAAGAAGAGGCUCUUAAUUACAUUUUCACAACACUGCAGGAGUCAGGGAACACUAACUAUGACAAGAGUAAAUUUAAACUUCUGUUUGUGUUGGACGGACUUGAUGAAAACCGCCUUCAACUAGACUUCACUGCCAAAGAAAAACACACAGUCGAUGUGACAAAGUCAACUGGGGUAGAAGAACUGCUUAUGACCCUCAUUAAAGGGACUCUGCUUCCUUCUGCUCGUCUCUGGAUAACCACACGACCUGCAGCAGCCAAUCAGAUCUCUCUUGAGUUUGUUGACAUGGUAUCAGAAGUGAGAGGUUUCACUGACCCUCAGAAAGAGGAGUACUUCAGGAAGAGAUUCAGUCAUGAUGAGCACGCCAGCCGAAUCAUCUCCCACAUCAAGACAUCACAAAGCCUCCAUAUUAUGUGCCACAUCCCGGUCUUCUGCUGGAUCACUGCAACAGUUCUGGAGGAUGUGUUGAAAACCAAUGAGAGAGGAGAGCUGCCCAAGACCCUGACUGAGAUGUACACUGAAUUCCUGGCAUUUCAGAUCAAACAAACAAAAAAGAAGUACGGCACAAAAAAGAGCAUUCAGUACAUCCAGUCACUUGCGAAACUGGCUUUUGAACAGCUUGAGAAAAGGAACCUGAUCUUCUAUGAGAAAGACCUAAAAGAGAGUGGUAUUGAUUUCAGUGAAGCUUCUGUGUGCUCUGGGGUGUUCACACAGAUCUUUAAGAAGGAGCGCUUGAGGAAAAAGGACAAGGAUAAGGGUAGGAUGUUCAGUUUUGUCCAUCUGAGCAUUCAGGAGUUUCUGGCUGCUUUUUAUGUGGAGCUGUCACUCAUUAACGGCAACAAGAAUGUGAUGGCUGAAUCCAAACCAACUUCAAAAAGUCUGGGGAUGUUUUUCAGCAAAUCAUCUGCAACAGAGGUCCAUCAAAUUGCUAUUGAUAAGGCCUUAGAGAGCCCAGAUGGACACCUGGACUUGUUUCUCCGCUUCUUGUUGGGCUUUUCAUUGCAGACCAAUCAAGAUGUCCUUGCAGACCUACUGAAACUGAAAAGAAUGAGCUCAAACAACAAUCAGGAGACAGUGCAGUACAUCCAGGAAAAGAUCAGGGAGAAUCCCUCUCCAGAGAGAUGCAUCAAUCUUUUUCACUGUCUGAAUGAGUUGAAUGAUAAUUCUUUAGUGGAAGAGAUCCAAAAGUACAUGAGUUCAGGAAAUAUCCGCAAGAGAUGUCUCUCUCCUGCUCAGUGGACAGCUAUGGUGUUCAUUUUACUGUCAUCAGAAAAAGACCAUGAUGUGUUUGACCUUAAGAAAUACUGUGCUUCAGAGGAGGGUUUUCUGAGGCUGCUGCCAGUGUUUGGAGCCUCCAUCACGUACCUGUUGAGUGGCUGUAUGCUUUCAGAGAAAAGCUUUAAAGCUUUGGCAUCGGUUCUUGCCUCCAAACCAUCUAAUCUGAGAGAACUGGACCUAAGCAGCAACAUCCCAGAUGAUUCAGGAGUGAAGCUGCUCUCUGCUGGACUUGAGAGCCCUCACUGUAGACUUGAAACUCUCAAGUUGAGUGACUGUAACUUCUCAGAGAGAAGCUGUGAAGCUCUGGCCUCAGUUCUUAGCUCCCAGUCUUCUAAACUGCGAGAGCUGCACCUGGGUAACAACUGCCUGCAAGACUCAGGAGUGAAGCUGCUCUCUGCUGGACUUAAGUCCCCACAAUGUAGACUGAAAACCCUCAGGCUGAAUUUGUGCAAGCUGUCCUGGAUGAGCUGUGAACCUCUGGCCUCAGCUCUAAGCUCACCGUCCUCCAGUCUGGCAGAGCUGGACCUGAGCAACAACGACCUGCAGGAUUCAGGGGUGAAGCUGAUUUCCACUGGACUGAAGAGUCAACACUGUAGACUGGAAACUCUAAGUCUGUCAGGCUGUCAGGUCACAGAGGAAGGCUGUGCUUCUCUGGUCUCAGCUCUGAACUCCAACCCCUCCCACCUGAGAGAGCUGGACCUGAGCUACAAUCAUCCAGGAGACUCAGGAGUGACCCUGCUUUCUGCUGGACUGCAGGAUCCACAGUGGAGACUGGACACUCUCAGGGUGGACCAUUGUGGAGAGCACUGCUUGAAAUCUGGUCUGAAGAAGUAUGCAUGUGAACUCACACUGGACCCAAACACAGCCCACCGAGGCCUCAUCUUGUCUGACAAAAACAGAAAAGUGACACGGGGGAGCGAGCAGCCAUAUCCUGAUCACCCUGAAAGGUUUGAUGGCUGGUAUCAGAUGCUGUGUAGAGAGGGUCUGACCAGCCGCUGUUACUGGGAAGUUGAGUGGAAUGGAAGGAUUUUUGUUGCAGUGACUUACAGAGAAAGCAGCAGGAGCGGAGACACUGUUGACCGCUGUCUUGGAUGGAAUGAAAAGUCCUGGACUCUGAAGUGCAGUGAUGAGGGGUACUACACUUGGUACAACAAAGCUAUCACAAACAUGUUGUUCCAACCCCUUGACACUAAAAGAGUUGCAGUGUAUCUGGACUGGCCUGCUGGCACUCUGUCCUUCUACAGAGUCUCGUCUGACACAUUGAUUCACCUCUACACCUUCUACUCCCACUUCACUGAACCCCUUUACCCUGGCUUCAGGAUAGGGUUAGGCAGCUCAAUGACACUGUGUCAGAUAGACGAGGGAGAGUUGCCACCUGUAUGAAGAAUUUAAGACUUGUGCUGACUGAGGACAGGUUCUCAAAUGAAUAGUUUGAUAUUUUGGGAAAUACACUCAAAUGGUGGUCAAUAACUUAGUGAUGACUCUCAGGCUUAAUUGGUGGACUGCUGUAGCUGGCAGUCAGUAGCUGCUGGAAAUUUUUCCUAUUUUGUCUCGACUGUUCUAUGUCCUUCCCCCUGUCAUUUUGCUCACCAUUGCACAACAUUUUGUUCCAUAAAAAGUUAUUUAAGAGGAAAAAUAAAGCUGCCAGGGUGAAUGUCAUUGUGGCGUUCCUGGAAAAGAGAGCAUGCAGUGAAUGUCCCAUGAAUAAAUAAAGUUAAAAAAAAAAAUCAGUUUAUGUAAGUGGCUGGUUGCCUUUUUUUCCCCAUUAUGCACAUGUAUACCCUGGUAUGAAUAAUGGGACCUUAAAACCAUAUAACCUUAAAGACUGUGUAAAGUGAAUUCAGACAUUUUCUUCUAAACACAUUAAAUAGGUCAGCUAGCAGCUGAGUUCGUAGCAGAAAGCUCUCAGACCUAGCGUCCAUGUUUCAGGUAGAGGUGGUGACUUUGAUUGACAGGUGACACUUGGUAGGGGGCGGGGUUUCGGCAGACUCGGCGGGCACUCCCACAGCGUUUGGGAGCUGAGAAAAAGGUCGAUUUUUACACAACUUUGAAGCCUAAUUUCAUAUAUUUGGCGAUUUUUUUAAUCAUUCAAAUUUGGCAGGGUGGUUAACAACACACUUUUCUGUGGUAUGUCAAACUCAGAACACAUAUUUAUUCUUACUUUACACAGACUUUAAAAGCAUGUAUAAAUUGUUGUUUAAA